UGUCCGGUGCUGCAGAGCCGACCAUCUCAGAAACAAUCAGGUUCUAACAAAUGAUGGAGGAAAUUUAUAUCAAUGUUGAUUAUGUCAAACCUGAUGAGAAAAUGCCUUCAACAAACUGCACAGAUACAAGAAGCUCUAAGAGGAAUUUCCAUUCAGGUGUUAUUCUCUCUCUGGGCCUGCUGAGCACUCUCAUGUUCAUUGGGCUCAUCACUCUUGGUGUCUUUUAUCGUGACACAUUUGCAAAUCUCUCUGAGAUGAGUAACAAACUUGCCGCCACGACUGAGGAGAGAGACCUUCUUCAUGCUAACCUCACUGAAAAUACCAGGGAGCUGGAAAGGCUUCAGAAUUUGACCAAACUGAAAAAAACAUGUCCUGCAGGAUGGAGGAAGUUCAGCUGUAGCUGCUAUCUCCUGUCUGAAAGGUCUGAUUCCUGGGAUGCAGCCAGAAAGGACUGCAGAGACAGAGAAGCAGAUCUGGUGGUGAUAGACAGCUUUGAAGAACAGAACUUCCUCAAGACAAUCACCAAUGAACACACUUGGAUUGGUUUGAAUGACAACGAACAGGAAGGACAGUGGAAAUGGGUGGAUGGAACUCCACUGAUUCUGACGUACUGGGGAGACCGUCAACCUGAUAAUGCUGGUGGGGGAGAACACUGUGGUCAUGUCAGAAAUGAUGAGAAAAGGUCUUGGAAUGAUCUUCCAUGUUCAACAUCUCUUAAAUGGAUCUGCGAAAAAAUACCAUAAAACCACUGUACAGUUUCUUGAAGAUCUUUACAUCAAUGUUAGUAGUUUUAGUUGUAGUUAGUUUCAGUUAUGAUAUUAUUGUAGAAAUUUUUUAGCAAAUUUAAUAAAAUAAAUAAAUAAAAGCACACAUAUCCCUGAGAUGCCAAGCAAUAUUAGUUUUCAUCUGGGGACUAUUCCAACCAGGUCAUUUCCUGAAAAAUACACGUUUGUCUGCUGCUGGAAAACAGAUGAGCGCACCAAGACAGAUUUCUCCAAAGAGCUAUAGAGUUAGUGGCUCAUCAUUUAAUGGAUGAAUUAUACCAAGAAC
Molecule: messenger RNA, 1050 nt
Organism: Archocentrus centrarchus (flier cichlid)
Lineage: Eukaryota; Metazoa; Chordata; Actinopteri; Cichliformes; Cichlidae
Product: CD209 antigen-like protein E
Exons: 6
Coding region: 51-743 (230 amino acids)
Source: RefSeq, a predicted model, not a curated record